CUAGGCUUGUUUACCGAAAAAUGCAGUCACGUAGGCUAUUGUCGACUUCAAAAGGAGAAAAGUUGGAAGGCACCUUCCUCGGUAGUAUCGACAGUGUUAAUUGUUAUUCUUGAAGCUCCACCUCCACAUUUUAUGUUAAUUUCAACGUUAUUCUGCGCUGCGUGUGGGACUGCUUUGUAGCCUAUCUGCGGCGGUCCAAUGUAAAUAGCCUUGGACAGCCACUAACUACACUGAGGGUAAACGGUGUUUGGAGAGAACGAAAUCGUGAUUAUCUGAUUAUGUUAUGUUGACAGCCAAGGAGCGCAUGUCUGUGAAUAUUUUAUCUAACAAAACCAGAGAAGAGGAACUCACCUUGUAUUUAAACAUGGGAGGUCAGAUAACAAGACAUACCUUGUACGAUUCUCUGGGUGGCCCCUUCCCCACCACAUCCCACCGCUAUCACCAUAAGCCCACCAAGCAAUGUCUGCCCGUCCUGCAGUGUGGGAGCAGCCUGUCCUCUUUUCCCCUGCUCUUCCACCCCAGUGCCAAGGGCUCCCAGAUCAUCAUGGACGUGGCCCAGAGGACCGUCAAGAGGCAGGCCAGCUUCUGCAAUGCCAUCACCUUCAGCAACCGGUCCAUUGCCCUGUACGAGCAGGUCCGCCUCAAGAUCACUAAGAAGCAGUGCUGCUGGAGUGGAGCCCUGCGUCUGGGCUUCACCUCCAAGGACCCGUCCCGCAUCAACCCAGACAACCUGCCCAAGUAUGCCUGCCCAGAUCUGGUCUCCCAGAAUGGCUUCUGGGCCAAGGCCCUGCCCGAGGAGCUGUCCAAUGAGGGUAAUGUCAUCUCCUUCUGGGUGGACAAGAAGGGUCGUGUGUUUUACCGCAUCAAUGGCUCCAGCCCCAUGCUGUUCUUCAGCGGGGUCCAUGCCUCCGAGACACUCUGGGCUCUCAUAGAUGUCUACGGACUGACACGAGGGGUCCAGCUACUGGACAGUGAGAUGGUGCCUCUAGAAUGCCUGCGUCCUCGCUCCUUCACCACCGCCCACCGAGCAUCGCUACGGCGGGACCCAGACGACCUUUCUAUUAGCCUGUGUGACCUCAGCCUCCAGCAGCAGGAGCAGGAGGAAGAGGAGCGCCUUCACCCCCUCAGCUCCACCUCUUGUUCCAUCCCCCAGAACUCCCUCAACUCCCAGCAGUGCUCCCUGCUCCCCUCGCUCCUCGACAGCGAUCUCCACUUCCACCCGCUCCGAGGCGCCCACAUCAAGGCCCUCGAUGAGCACACGGUGUCCCGGGGCGUGGAGCAUCGCAGCGGUGAUGAGAGGACCCUGGUGUUCACCAGCCGGCCCCUGCGUUGCGGAGAGAGCGUGUUCGUGAAAGUGACUAAGACGGGUGCCACACGUCUCGGUUCACUCUCCUAUGGCGUGACGUCGUGCGACCCGGCUUGGCUUCGUCCGAGCGACCUACCAUACAGCCCGGAGUCCCUGGUCGACCGCAAGGAAUUCUGGGCGGUGUGUCGGGUGGGGGCACCCCUGCAGAGUGGUGACAUCCUGGGUUUCGUGGUGAACGCGGAGGGGGAGGUGUUUCUGAGCCACAAUGGAAUCAACGCAGGGAUGCAGGUGUGUGUGGACAACUCCAGACCUCUGUGGAUGUUCUUCGGUCUGCAUGGAGCCGUCACACAACUCAAGAUCCUAGGCUCGUCUCUGAAUGCAGACCCUCGGGGACUGUCAAUUCCCAGCUCCCCCAACACCCCCACUCUGCGUUGCAGCGUCAGCUCCGAGCCCAACUUCAAUUCCAACCUGAACAUCAACCUCAACACCAGCCUCAACGCCAGCAACCCACCAGCCUUCAGCAGCUCCACAGGUACGAGCCCCAGCUCGCCAUUCUCCAGCCACUCGGAAUCCCCCACCUUCCCAUCAUGCUCUGGCUCGUGGAGUGACGAGUGCACCAUCUGCUAUGAGAACGUGGUGGACACAGUGCUGUACGCCUGUGGUCACAUGUGUCUCUGCUACGCCUGUGGCCUCAAACUGAAGAAGAUGGCCAAUGCCAGCUGCCCGAUCUGCAGGAGGACAAUCAAAGACAUUAUAAAGACCUACCGGAGCACGUAGGAUCUGCCUGGCUGUGUAACAUCAAGGCUCAUUCAUCAAAGAAACCAUUGAGACGUAUUGGAGCAUGUACGUUUGGCCUGACUGUCUCAAUAUUGCUCAGCAACAUUAUGAGAUUCAGCAUCAUGCAGUUGGACCAUCAAAGAUAUCAGAAAAACAUGUUGGGAUAUGAAUACAUUGUAAAGAUCAACAGGAAGAGGUAAUGCUGGCCUCCAGUGUGUCACUGUGGCCCAGAUACUGGAUUGGGUUCAACCACCAUGGAGCUGGACUUAACCAGGAGGGAUCUGGCUCAAUCUCUGCAGAACAAUCAUCAUUCAUUCCACUGAUGUUUCAGAGACAUUAAUCUCUCCAGAGCCUUGAAGGCAGCAAGGGGAAUUAUCUAUAUAUGGUUUUAUCAGCACCCUGGACCUAUCAUUCAGAAUGUUGCAGUUAUAAAUGUAUUGUACAGCACAUCAUUCAAUAUCAUUAAAGAUGGAGAAUUGUGUCUGUUA
This is a messenger RNA of Oncorhynchus keta (chum salmon), 2571 nucleotides long. Its product is annotated as E3 ubiquitin-protein ligase NEURL1-like. Lineage: Eukaryota; Metazoa; Chordata; Actinopteri; Salmoniformes; Salmonidae. Bases 284 to 2083 code for a protein of 599 amino acids. The record is from RefSeq and is a predicted model, not a curated record. Gene Ontology annotation, molecular function: ubiquitin protein ligase activity. Gene Ontology annotation, biological process: nervous system development; negative regulation of Notch signaling pathway. Gene Ontology annotation, cellular component: postsynaptic density; plasma membrane. The transcript has 6 exons.